GCGGAUGGACGAGGGAGAGAGGGAUGAUGUUUAGGACGCCCUCGAUGAGGAGGAGGAGGAGGGUCUCGAGGGUGGGGUUGGGGAGGGGGGGAAGGCUGACGAGGCAGUCGGAGACCCUGGCCUGCCAGGGGAGGAGGUGGUGAUGACGUCGAGAGGCGUCGGUCGAGCGGGUCCUGCUGCUAGGGCACCACGAUCUGAGUUGGAGCGCGCGAGGAGGGAGAAGAGGCCGGUGGGGGAGGGCAACGUCGAGGUGCGAGAGCCGGCCAGGGAGAAGAGGGCUCGGCAGACGAGGAUCGACGAGAUGUACGACAAGGGGAAGUUGGCCGAGUUCCAUGACGCGUGGCUGCAGUGGAUCUACGCGAAGGGGUUGGCAUUCAACGCCUUCCAAGGUCCGGAGUUCCAGAGAAUUCGGCGGGCGGCAGAGAGAGUGCCGCGAACAGUUCAGUUCCGGUUUCCCUCGUAUAGGGUCACAGCGGGCACGGGGAUCCCUUCGCAGAGGGGGAAGGUGGCGUCGAUGACUGGCGGCGAUCCGGUCGGCAGACUGUACAGGGCAGUCCGUGACCAGAUCAGGCAUUUCCACUCGCGGUGGGGAGAUUGGGGAGAUGGGCUGUUGUCCGAUGCCGAGGCCGACGACUGUCGGGGGGAACGCGAGACUGAGCGUUGUGCCCAAUGGUGGUUUGAUCACGGACGUCAUCACCCUGAGUUGCGCACCAUCGCCAUCCGUGUGAUGCACUUGGGGACGUCCGCCUCUCCUGCGGAGAGGAACUGGGCGCAGCACGAGCGCAUCAACACGGCGAGGCGCCACAAACUUGACUUUGCCAAGCUUGCACAGCUGGUUGAGAUUGCCACCAAUCUCAAACUGGCCGGAUGCGCACAACAGGGUAGUGGCUACGUGUUGACCUGGGUUAUGGGGACCGGUCAGGAGGAGACCGCGGGAGGGCAGGAGGACGACGAGGGGGACGUGGACCCCGAGGUGUGGGGAGCGCGACCUGCUGGCAGUUUCAGCGAGCGCGACAUCGAGCGCGAGGUAGUCGCUUUCCAUGCUUGUCGACCGUCUAGAGCCGACCCGGUUCAGGACGUGUUCGGCAAGAGGGCGGUGGAGCUACGGCCGUGGCCGAAGCAGGCGUCGGACGCUGAUGCGAACGGGGAGACGUCGGACGGGAAGACGUCGGACGACGAGUGGACGAACGAUGACGACGCUCCCGUCAGCGGCGAUGCGACGGCGGAGCGGGUCUAUUUCACGUACGGUGGAGGACCUGACGUCAUGACUCCACACACAUCCGUCAUCACUGACGAUGUGCCGUUCGGUGGUCAGGCCAGUGGCACCGGCAGAGCCGGUGGUCGUCGUCGACGACGACCGCGUGCCGACGAGCACGUGGAGGAGCAGGAGCCAGUCGGAGGCCUUCGGCAGACGGGCAGACGUUGGGAGGUCAGGAGCGACAACGAGCCGGAGGGGGUGGAGGAGGAGGAGGAGGCACGCCUUCGGGAUCGUCGGUUCUCUCCCUCUCAUCAUCGGACCACGCGAGCUCCCGAGCCUACCUGGCCGAGGACAAGGUCAGCAUCGGCAGCGGAGAGACAGCAGACACCAGCGACUGAGCACCAUGAGGGGAACGGGCUUGGGGACAUUCCGGAGAUGGAGAGGACUCCAUCCGGCGCCGGUGUCCAUCACCGCUCGCCGUCCGAGCUGCGCACCGACGACUUCUACGUCGGCGGCUCUGGCGGGGGUUUGGGGGAUCUCUGUGCCCCGAGACAGAGGGGUGCCUCGCUCUCGGACGUGCUCCUCGACGAUUCUGAUGUGCGGGGCCAUGUAGAGACCGAGGAGAAGCGGGAUGCCCGACUGGACAGAGAGGAGGAGGAGCGGCUGCGGACUUUGCCGGGAUGGGAUGGUUGUUUUGCGUAUAUGGAGGAGCAGCGCCGACGGAGGGAGUUGGAGACAGGGAGGGGUGGCGGCGGUGACGGAGGCGACGUGGGUUUUGGUGGGGAGACUGAUGGGGGGGCGGCCCGACAGGGUGUGCCCACGGGUGUUGAGGGAGAUGGUGUACCCACAUGUGUUGAGGGAGAUGGUGACGGCGAGGACGAGGACGAGGACGAGAAGGGGUCCGACCACGGAGACGACCACGGCGACGACAACGACUACGACGACGACCACGGCGACGACGGUGACGACGGCGACCACGACAGCGACCAUGACGGCGACCACGAUGGCGACCACGACGAUAAGGGUAGGCUGGCUUUGGUCUUGAGGGACCCGUCUGUGCCUACACUACCUCUCACACGGCCCAAGGCCUUCGCUCAGGCUGGUUUUGAUGCCGAGGAUUUGGCGCGACUCGGUUGACAUAACCCUUUCCCCCACACGGGUCGCAGGAGCGACGAGAGGCGGCCUCCUAGAGGGGCGUAUUCGCCUCCGCCGUACACCGUGGAUAGCCCUAGAUGG
Messenger RNA from Chara braunii, 2434 nucleotides. The record is from the annotation of a GenBank genome assembly. NCBI's taxonomy places the organism in Eukaryota, Viridiplantae, Streptophyta, Charophyceae, Charales, Characeae.